GGUCAACACCAAUUAUCUGCAAAACUUUGCAUAGGAAAAUCGAAUCAAAAUUGUUCAGAAAGUAACCUAUUCUGUUUCUUCACUCAUUCACACAACUAAAGCAAUGAGUCGCAAGCGAGACAGGCACUAUUUUUCCCGCCACGACGCCGCCUCCAAGCGCCGCCGCCCCUUGCCAGAGCCCGUGGAGGAGGAGAGGCCGGCGACGAGGCCGGCGCUGCCUUCCGCAGUGGUCGUGAUGGGCCUUCCUCAAGACUGCUCCGUCCUCGAUCUCAAGUCUCGCUUUGAGAUCUACGGCGCCAUCUCCCGCAUCCGCAUCGACCGCGACGCCGUCGGCUACAUUACCUACCGGUCAAAGGAAUCUGCCGACGCCGCCAUCGCCGCCGGUGUUGACCCCUCCUUCGGAAUCACCGUUAGCUCCAAAAAGGUUCAGGUGUUGUGGGCAACAGACCCUCUAGCCAUGUGGAGGGAAGGAGUUGGUAAUAGCAAGGAUAAAGGGCAUAUGUCAAAACUUGUUCGUGCUGAGGCACCUUUGAGCAAGCGUGGAAGAGGUAAUAGACUUGCUUCAGCUAUAGGGAACCCCAAACAUGGUGAAAAUAGCUCCCGUAGCCCAAUUUUAGAAGCGCCUUUCAAGGGCCGAGAAAUUGUUGCUUAUGAUGAUAUCCUCUAACUAUCAAAAUAUGUUCUUUUAGAGCCUUAUCUUAUUAUGUAUCAAUGAUUUGAGUAUGGCAUUUAGAUCCUUGUUUUUUUUGUUAAGUAUGUUCUCAGUUGCCGAGCUUCUAGGAAGUAACUUGUGGAAUUGUUUGUGAUGUUUAAAAAAUACAUGGUAAAUGUGAUGUAAAUAGUUGGUUUUACAUUGUCAUAUCUUAUCCAUACAGUUGUUUAUA
Molecule: messenger RNA, 884 nt
Organism: Vigna radiata var. radiata (mung bean)
Lineage: Eukaryota; Viridiplantae; Streptophyta; Magnoliopsida; Fabales; Fabaceae
Exons: 2
Coding region: 104-667 (187 amino acids)
Molecular function (GO): mRNA binding
Source: RefSeq, a predicted model, not a curated record